CCCUUUCUUGAAAUGAAAUGAAAAAAGGACAAACGAGGAACGGACAGGCUUGCACUGAAAACGCGGAAGCUCUAUCCAUGCCAUAGCGCCGCCAACGCUCCCAAUCUUCCGACUCUCCAUUUUCCCAUUUUCAAGAAUUGCAAAAAAACAAUGCAAGGUAUCAGUAUUCCCCAAGCUGUUCUUAAUCGAUGAAGAACCAAGAAUCUGAAGAAGAAAGGGUUCUGUUUUUAUUCAAACUGGUAUGUUUUGCUGUUUAGAUUUAAGCAUAUUCUCAUCCAGUUUACGAAUGCCCAUAGUGUGUCUAGUGUAUACCCCUACUCCAAGAAUCAAGAUUCAAAAUUUAAGAGUGACUUUUAUAUGCAAAAAAACCUUGAGUACUAUAUGUACAAAAAAGAACCCGAACUCUCCUAAGAAUUUUAAUACAAAUUUAAAAAAAUGUGCGUGUGUCUGAAUCUUGAUAUCAAUUCAAAAUCCGUAUGUUUGUGCGAAUUUUUGAAACUUGUGAAUUUCUCUAUUUGGAUAUAAUGCAAGUUCUCGGCAAAAAACAAAAAAAAAUGGAUUUUAACAGUAACUCCCACUGUUCUUGGGCUUAAAUUGGUUGUAGUUUGCUUCUGGUAAAUGAUGGGAAGAAAAAGUCUAAGCCCUAUACUACAGAGAGAGUUGGAGAAGAAUCUUGAUGCAGGUGUAACACUCAGUGAAGGGUGGUUAUCAAGCACAUCAGCUGAACAUCAUGGACUCACAAUCUCACUCGAUGAGGUUGACCACAUUAUGGGAACCAUCAUUAGGGCAUUAAAAUCCUCAUCUAAAGGGUCAUUUCCUCUCCAUCAUCAGUCUUGCUCAAAAGCAGUUGCAGCCAUCGCAAGGUACGGAAUGGGUCCCGUGACUCCAGAUGAGAAAAAGCGCCACAUCUUACACUCCCUCGCAAAGCCGCUUUCAGAUUGUCUCUUGGCAACUCAAGUAACCCUAUCUUCGGGAGCUGCCCUGUGCCUAAAGUCUCUAGUGGAUUCCGAAAAUUGGCGUUUUGCUUCAAGUGAGACAAUCAAUGAGGUCUGCCAAACAGUCUCCGGGGCACUGGAGAUGCACGAAGUUAUAAACCAUCACAUGGCUUUGGUGAUGUCAUUGGCCAAACACAACGGUUUGCUCAUCGAAGCCUAUGCAAGAUUGUUGGUCCGAUCCGCGUUGCGCAUUCUGAGUUGCAAAAUAUCAGUGGGAGAUUCUCGGGAAAGGUUGUUAGCCAUUCUUAUGCUUAGCUGUCUGAUGAGGUAUUUGGAUCCGAGGAGUAUAUUGUCUGAGAUGGGAUUGGUCAUUGAACAGCUGGCAGUGUGUGUAGAAUCAUCAAAUGAGACGUUGCAUGUGAGAAAGACAGCGUUUGAUGCACUUCAAUUAGCUAAAGGAAUAUUUUCUGAGAACGUGUGUGAAUCUGGUGAUGAUUCAACUGUUUCAUCCCCCAUUUCGAUGAGCAUGAACAGGAGACUUUUGAGAAGGUAUGAAAAUGACAGCUCAGAUGAGGAGGGUUUAGUAGAUGAUAACAGCUUCAGUUUGUAUGGAGAGGGUGCUGGGCGAUAUAGAAGGUGUACAGAUAAUGGGGACAGACAGUCAUAUGUGGAGAGCGCAGAAUUUAAAAGCAUCAAAAGAGCGGUGCCAGAAAGUAAAGGGAACUGUUAUGGUUCAUAUACUCCGAAUCGUAAGCGCAUGUGGUGGGGGUUUCUAAUUCUUGUUGUGAUUUUCAGUUUUUCGGUGUGGGAGGGGCAUCGAGGUGGUCUUUAUGAUCUCGUCCCCACUUAAAUUUUGUGCAACUUGUUAUGAAUUGGUGCUUAUAGAAUUUCGAAUGUUAUUGUGUGUUUUAAAGAUAACAGAUUUUAUCGAUCUGUAUAACAAGGUGAGUUUUUGGUGUGUUUGUGAGUUUGAUUAUUCUACAUCUUCAGUAUACACAUUAGGUCCUAAGGCAUGUGUGGCAGGGAAAGAUCAUAGGGCCCAUAUUUCAAAUAGUAAG
Molecule: messenger RNA, 1993 nt
Organism: Cuscuta europaea
Lineage: Eukaryota; Viridiplantae; Streptophyta; Magnoliopsida; Solanales; Convolvulaceae
Source: the annotation of a GenBank genome assembly